GCCAAGAGAAAACCCACGUGGGAUUCUAAUUCUCCUCUCUCUCUCUCUCUCUCUCUCUCUCUCUCUCUCUCUCUCAACACUCAAGAAUCUAAAUGGGUAGAAGCCCUUGCUGUGCCAAGGAGGGCUUGAACAGAGGAGCUUGGACUGCUCUUGAGGACAAAAUCCUCACCGAUUACAUUAAAGUCCAUGGCGAAGGAAGAUGGAGAAACCUUCCCAAGAAGGCAGGUCUCAAGAGAUGCGGAAAAAGUUGCAGGCUUCGUUGGUUGAAUUAUCUCAGGCCAGAUAUCAAGAGGGGGAACAUAACCCGUGAUGAAGAAGAUCUCAUCGUCAGGCUUCACAGGCUCUUAGGGAACAGAUGGUCCCUCAUCGCAGGGAGGCUUCCAGGGCGAACAGACAAUGAAAUCAAGAAUUACUGGAACACCAACUUGGGCAAGAAGGUGCAAGCUCACACCACCACCAUUUUCACUGGUACUAAGAAGAAGACGACGACGACGACAUCGACCAAGAAUAUUAGGGCGGUUGAGUCACCACCGAUUCCAAAGCUCGAAUCACGUGUUGUUCGGACCAAGGCAUUUAGGUGCUCCAAAGUUUUUCUUGGUCCACCACAAAACAAAAUGGAACAGCAUACUGACAAUGACGCCAUGGCACUAGCCUCCAAGGUUGGCAACUUUUCAACCCAGAAAGCACUGGUGUCAGAAUCCUACGAUGGGCAGUCGUCCUUCACCCCUGAAAAAGAAAACGGAAUUUCGUUGGAUUUUACGGUGAAUCUCAAUCCCGGAGAGUUGUUCCUAUCUGAACUCCUCAAUUCUGACUUCUCGCAGCUCGGCGAUUUCGAUGACGGACUGGUGGGGGAAGUUAGCAACGAUGAAAACAACAACAAUAAUGACUCCUCUCCGUCUUCCGAUCAACCUCCCUUUUUCCCCGACGAGUUGUUCGAGUGGAAAGGAAGUGACUGUGGCCAAUCGGACGUCAUUUCCGACCUCCGAUCAUUGGCCUCUUUUCUUGAUUGCGGGGAGAAUUGGUUGGCGGAAUAAUUAAUGAAAUUAGUAAGACAGUUUCUUAAUUCU
Nelumbo nucifera (sacred lotus) is the source of this 1067-nucleotide messenger RNA. RefSeq names its product transcription factor MYB1. Gene Ontology annotation, cellular component: nucleus. The record is from RefSeq and is a predicted model, not a curated record. Gene Ontology annotation, biological process: regulation of DNA-templated transcription; cell differentiation. NCBI's taxonomy places the organism in Eukaryota, Viridiplantae, Streptophyta, Magnoliopsida, Proteales, Nelumbonaceae. Gene Ontology annotation, molecular function: transcription cis-regulatory region binding.